Zonotrichia leucophrys gambelii is the source of this 1619-nucleotide messenger RNA. RefSeq names its product collagen alpha-1(IV) chain-like. The transcript is spliced from 2 exons. Bases 784 to 1473 code for a protein of 229 amino acids. NCBI's taxonomy places the organism in Eukaryota, Metazoa, Chordata, Aves, Passeriformes, Passerellidae. The record is from RefSeq and is a predicted model, not a curated record.
AGAACCGUCUUGUUUAUAAUUAUUUAAGAUUCUAAAAUGGACGUAUUUAUACUUGUCUAAGUGUGCAUACAAGUCUAUAUAUAGAGUUAGAGAUGUAUAUCUCCUCAGUGCCCUUUUCCCUGCUAGACAUGCGGCUGGGGCAACUCUGCUGAGCGUGAAACCAGGAGAACGAGAAGCCACUUGGAAUGUUUUAUUUCUUGCACUUGUCCCCCCUCGGAUAGGUGUUUUAAAUGUGCGUCUGCUUUUAAAGAUGUGCCUGGGGGGGAAAGGAGGGGGACAGCGAACUGUAAAAAUGCAAAUAAAAGUUGGCACUGGAAAACUUCGGACUUGUGUUGGCAAAGUUUGACCCACUCCACCUGAAACGAAGACGGUUUGCCAAUUUCCAUCAUUUUCAGGUCGAAACUGACUUUAUCCACAGAUGCGCUGUGUAGAGGAAGAAAAGUCGUAUAAAGAAAUCAAACCGUGCAGUUUUCUUUCCGGGGAGUUAAUUUUUAUUCUAAAACCAUGGGCCGGUUAUUAUGGCGAAAAAUUAUUGAUGAUGAAUGAUGAUGAGGAGGAGGAGGAGGAGGAGGAUGAAGAUUAUGACGAUGAUGAUGAGAAUAACGUUGCAAAUUCCGUCCAAAUGGUUUCUAUACAUAUAUCAGCGAGAACCACCCUCAUUUUGUUGAUUGAAGACGGAAACAUUCCCUUCAAUAAAACGUCACGCUGGAAAGGAGCCGCGGAUCCUUUUUUACCCCAAGCCUGGGGAGCGCCCGGCAGAAGGGCACGUCGGAAGCCGGGAAGAUGCGCCAGGUGAACAACUUUCUGGGCGGAACCGGGCGUUUGUUGUAUCUCAUCAAGCUGCAAGCACAGUGCCGGGGGAAAGAAGGCAACAACGAGUCCCAGAAUGAGCGGCGUCGGGGCGAUGGGACAGCAGGGAAUGGGGUGGCGGCAGCACAACGACACCUGCCCAUGGAGGGGCCGCGGAGCGAUGUUCCCUCCUGCGGGACGGCGCCAGGCAGCGGCGCUCCGGGCGGGAAUCCCGGGGUCUCCUGCCGGGGCCUCGCCGCCGCUCCCGGCGCCCCACGUGCUGCCGCUGUCGAGGCUGAGCUCCGGUCAAUGCCUGCCCAGGGCCGGGGGGACAGGGCCGGCCCGGGCGGGCUCCCCGCGGCCGGACAGCCCCGCGGAUGGCGAGGGCAGCAGGAUUUCGUUGGCCUUUACCGCAAUCGUCGCAAAGGCAAGGCAAAUUUCCCCGUGGGGGAAGCGAGCGGGACCGGCUCUCACGCUCCCCGCCGCAGCAUCCCUGGGAGUCCCGGGAAGCCGAGCGCCCCGGCCUUCCCAGAACCCCUUCCCAGAACGGGCCGGGGUCCCCGAUGUCGGCAUGCCUGUGCGCCCUCGGCUCGGAUGGGCACGAAAGAAGCGUCCCUACCUCGCCUCAAAGGGGUGCCGACACCUUUCGCUGCUCUCUUGGGCAGAGCCAGCUCCCGUCGCUAGCAUCCCUCUAAUGUCAUAGUGACCCCCUCUCCGCGGGAAAACUGGGAUCUUCCCCGCUCCCUUUGGAGCUGCCCGGCUGUCACCUUUCUUUUCCUCCAGAAUAAAGGGGAAAAGGGUGGGGAUUGCCCCCAUAUCUCUGAUGUGGG